This is a messenger RNA of Trematosphaeria pertusa, 2877 nucleotides long. RefSeq names its product kinesin-domain-containing protein. NCBI's taxonomy places the organism in Eukaryota, Fungi, Ascomycota, Dothideomycetes, Pleosporales, Trematosphaeriaceae. Gene Ontology annotation, biological process: microtubule-based movement. Bases 93 to 2573 code for a protein of 826 amino acids. Gene Ontology annotation, molecular function: microtubule motor activity; microtubule binding; ATP binding. The transcript has 6 exons. The record is from RefSeq and is a predicted model, not a curated record.
CGUCGACGUCGCCUUUGCCUCUCGCUGUGCGACAUAGCAUGUUUUGGUGAUAUUCUUCGCUCUUUGGCGCUUGCAUAUCGGACAAGGGAUUCAUGGAUCCUACCACAGAGAACCAGGGCUCGAUGAAGCCUUCCGGCCUGAGACCGCCGACAAAGAUAGCAUCGAAGAUAGCAAUGCCCUCCUCGCCGCGAUCGAAUGGCCUCACCGAAUUGACCGAGUCCGCCACAAAUGCCCGCGGGGCGAUGGGCCCGCCGCCCACUGGCAGCAUCAAGCAUAAGCCAUCAGGCCUGCCCGAGCCGGACGCGAAACGGAAGACUCUAAGGGAACGCGCCGGUGAGCCCUACGGGUCGGUGCUCGCUGCUCCACCCAGUUCACGCCCCGUCAACAAUGUUGUCAAGAGCAUCGCUGCGAACGGCUCGCGUGGCUUUUCAGCCUCCACUUCGCGCGUACCCUCGAACAAGACAUCGAGACACAUAUCUGCGAACUCGUUCGGCGGCAGCGUUGGCCCUGGUUCAAGGGUGCCGAGCGCGAACGGCUAUGGCGCGAGGCCAAAGUCUGCGUACGGCCACAGCCGCAGCAAGUCGCAUCAUCAAGGAGCUCGUCCCGCUACCUCGAUGGCUCAGCACGAGGAAGAGGACCGACCAGAGCCCAAAGUGUUGUACGACGAUACGAGAUUCGCGGACCUCGAGGCCAAAUUUACUGAGUUUAAGGAGAAAAUAGAGGUCGAUAUAUCUCAGCAGAGUAAUCUCAAGGACACGAUUAAGCUCUAUGAGACUAGGAAUGGCGAAUUGGAGGCUACUUGCGCGCAGUACCGGACGCUCAUUGACGACCAUAAAACGGAGCUAAAGGAUUUAAGAAGCCUCCUAUCGACCACAAACAUGGAAUUGGAAUCGACCCGACGAAGCCAUUCUUUUGAAGCCGACGACCUCCGCCGGAAACAUCGAAACGAUUUAGAAGACCUCGAAAGCCGCUAUCGAAAAGAUGCCGAGCGGUCCAAAAGAGAGAACGAGGAAGCGGCAGACAAGGUACAGAAGGAGUUCGAGACCCAGAUCGAGAAGCUCCUCAAGCUGCACAGCGAAGAGCUAGCUGAUCUGGAGAAAAGAUGGAGAACCGAGCUUGAAGAAGAGCGAAGCAAGAGGCUACGGGAGGUUCAAGAGGCGCAGACAGAGUUUGCCCUGAAGAUGAAGACUGCGGGGUUGGAGGUGGAUACCAAGCAACGCGAGGCGCAGCUGAUCCAGGGGGAAUUGACGAAUGUGAAAGCGGAACUAGAUCGAGAGAGGAUACUGAAGCACGGCCUACAAAGCCAACUCGCGGAGGCUACAACACACAACUUUACCCUAGAGGCCGCCAACAAGGCGAUGAAGGAGAAGAUCAACUUCCUGGAAUCGGAUAGCCAGGCGCAGUCGCAAGCCUUCAAUGACCUCCAUCGCCGAAUGCAGGAUGCUAUCGAAGCCGCUGAGGUAGCUAAUGAGAAGCUACGCCAGGAAGAGACCCUCCGCCGCAAGCUACACAACCAGGUGCAGGAGCUCAAGGGCAACAUCAGAGUCAUGUGCCGUGUCCGACCGACGCACGAUUCAGAGACCGAACCUGCAAAAAUCGCAUUCCCGGACGCUGAUACAGACAGCAAAGAGGUCGCCGUACAGGGUCCCGAGAAGCAGAGCGCGCUUGGCACCAAUACCACCCAGACAUACUCUUAUGCUUUCGACCGUGUCUUUGGCCCCUUGUCACAGAAUGCUGAAGUUUUUGAGGAGAUCAGCCAGCUCGUGCAAAGCGCGCUAGAUGGCUACAACGUCUGCAUCUUCUGUUAUGGCCAGACCGGUUCUGGAAAGACCUACACCAUGUCUUCUGCAGAUGGUAUGAUCCCGCUCGCCACCGCACAAAUAUACGCGGAAGCAACACGUCUUGAAGAGAAAGGUUGGCGAUACAAGAUGGAAGGCUCCUUCGUCGAGGUCUACAACGAGACAUACAAUGACCUGCUCGGGCGCUCAGAAGACAUCGACAAGAAGAAAGUCGAAGUACGGCAUGAUCCUGCGAAGAAACAGACCACUCUGGAGAACGCCGUCAGUGUCGGUCUGGAUGGCCCGCACCGCGUCGAGGAGAUCCUUAAGACUGCCAGCAAGAAUCGAAGCGUCGCUGCCACAAAGGCGAAUAUGCGGUCCUCGCGUUCACAUUCGGUGUUCAUCCUCAAACUGGUGGGCGAGAAUAGCAUUACGGGCGAGAAGAGCGAGGGCACACUGAACCUAGUCGAUCUCGCGGGAUCUGAGAGGCUUGAGCAUAGUAAGGCAGAGGGUGCACGCUUGAAGGAGACGCAAAAUAUCAAUAAGUCUCUUAGCUGCCUGGGCGACGUUAUCAAUGCCCUUGGGUCGGCGAAGGAAGGGAGUCAUAUCCCGUAUCGGAAUUCUAAGUUGACAUACCUCCUCCAAUACUCGCUCGGCGGCAACUCAAAGACGCUCAUGUUCGUCAUGGUGUCCCCGCUGCAAGCCCAUCUCCAGGAGACUAUCACAAGUCUCAAGUUUGCGACAAAGGUGCACAAUACGCAUAUUGGCACGGCUAAGAAGCAGACUCGGGCGUAAGCCGUCGCCUCGCUCCGGCAAUAACAGAGAUCCUAGGGCGCAAGGGCAGGCAUGAGGGGCUGGGGGCCGUGUUUAGGGUCUGGUGUAUGUUGCUGCUUGUUUAUGUAUAUCUUGCAGCGGCCGCGUGAAAUCCUCCGGUCGACUUGCUUGUGGGGCGGUUCUUUUUGCAGAGCGGGAUAUCGGUCUAUGGCUGCCCACUCGCUGGACGCAUUGAUGAUUCUACUCUUCGGUGUUGGGAGCGGAGGGGUGGUCUGGCGCGUUUGGAUAAUGAGAAUAGGACUGAUUUCUCAAUUGAUGUUGCGAC